AUGACCGACGCCACCGCCCUCCUCUUCCUCAAGGACUCCUUCACCGGUGCUGGCGACGCCCUCAACUCCUGGUCCUCUUCCUCCACCUUCUCCCCUUGCAGCUGGUCCGGCGUCAUCUGCGACAGCGGCGUCGUCACCGGCCUCCGCCUAGCCGGGCUUGGCCUCGCGGGGACCAUCAACGUGACGGCUCUCUCCCACUUCAAGGGCCUCCAUUCCAUCAGCUUCAAUAAUAACAACUUUAACGGUCAACUACCGCCGGGCUUCGACAGCCUCCAAAGCCUCAAGUCUGUUUUUCUCUCUCACAAUGCCUUCUCCGGCGAGAUCCCUGACGGAGCCUUCGCUUCCAUGCGCUCCCUCAAGAAGCUCUGGCUCAACAACAACCAAUUCACGGGGCGCAUCCCGGCCAUCUCCAACGUCUCCAAGCUCAUUGAGAUUCGGUUGGAAGGCAACGCCUUCGAAGGCGCCAUUCCUUCUAUUGACAUCUCCUCACUCAAGUCGUUCGACGUGUCGAACAACCGCCUCACCGGUCCUAUUCCCGCUACCUUGGCUCGAUUCAGCGCCGCCUCUUUCGUCGGGAAUCCAGGUCUGUGCGGGCCUCCUCUCGACUCCACCUCCUGUGAAACACCGCCACCGACCACACAACCGUCGGCGAAUCGAGAGCCUCCAGAGAAACAGAGUCGCCUCGGGACAGUCAUUGGCGCCUUGCUCGGGAUUGUAGCUGCGGUUCUCAUCCUCAUCGCCGUACUUGUGAUGCUCUGCCGCCGUCGAUCGGGGGAGGAAAAGAACGAAACGGUCGGCUUUACGGCGUCCGCAGAAGCCAUGGAGUCGGCGGAAGUGCCCAGUACUGCGAUCCCUACCGCCACCACGACGGCCGGAUUCGUCCAAAAGCCGCAAGACCAGGAGUCAGGGUCGAAGUCGAGCCGCAAGCGGUCUACCGGCUCGACCCGUAGCCCGGCGGCGGCGACGGCGGCGGCCACCGACUUGGUCAUGGUUAACGAAGACAGGGGAACGUUCGGCCUCACGGACCUGAUGAAGGCCACGGCAGAAGUGCUCGGCAACGGCAGCUUAGGCUCCGCCUACAGGGCCACCAUGACCAACGGCUUGAGCGUCGCCGUCAAGCGCAUGCGCGACAUGAACCGGGUGAGCAAGGAGGCCUUCGAAGUCGAGAUGCGGCGCCUCGGGAUGCUCCGGCACCCCAACGUCCUCACUCCCCUGGCCUACCAUUACCGCAAGGAGGAGAAGCUCAUCGUCUCGCAGUACGUCCCCAAGGGAAGCCUGCGCUACAUUCUCCAUGGCGAUCGGGGAGCAGCGCACCGUGCAUUGGAUUGUCCCACGCGGCUCAAGGUAGCGCUGGGGAUCGCGCGCGGCAUGGCGUACCUCCACGCCGAGCUCGCCGCUCUCGACGUGCCGCACGGGAACCUGAAGUCCGCCAACAUCCUCCUCGGCGACGACUUCGAGCCGCUGAUCGCCGACCACGGCCUCGCGUCGCUGGUGAGCGUGGCGCAGUCGUCGCAGGUCAUGUUCGCGUACCGGACGCCGGAGGGCGCGCAGCACCGCACCGUGUCCCCCAAGUCCGACGUCUUCUGCCUCGGCGUCAUCAUCCUCGAGCUGGCCACCGGGAAGUUCCCGUCGCAGUACAUGAACAACACCAAGGGCGGGACGGACGUGGUGCAAUGGGCGGCGUCGGCCAUCGCCGAAAAGCGGGAAGAGGAGCUGGUGGACACGGACGCCGCCGGCCCAGGCGCGCCAGAAGGAAUGGUGCGCCUCCUCAGGGUGGGCGCCGCUUGUGCCAACUCGAACCCAGAACAGAGGCCUGAAAUGUUGGAGGUGGCAGAGCUCAUCGAGGAGAUCGUUAGCGCCGUCGCCGGCGAGGUGGAGCAGUCGUAG
This is a messenger RNA of Zingiber officinale, 1887 nucleotides long. RefSeq names its product pollen receptor-like kinase 3. Gene Ontology annotation, biological process: protein phosphorylation. Gene Ontology annotation, molecular function: protein kinase activity; ATP binding; protein binding. The record is from RefSeq and is a predicted model, not a curated record. The transcript has 2 exons. The coding region runs from base 1 to 1887 and encodes 628 amino acids. Lineage: Eukaryota; Viridiplantae; Streptophyta; Magnoliopsida; Zingiberales; Zingiberaceae.